AUGACUAUCGUGUCGAUGUUACAAAGACAUAUUACGGAGGAAAUACUUGAUUUUGAGCAGUAUGAAAAUAUAGCACCAGCCGAGUUUCAUACUUGGACAGGACUGACUCAAGAUCAGUUUACUGAAUUAUUAGACAGUUUACCAAGUCUGAGAACUAAAAAGAAUAAAAGAACCGUACUGGCGGCAGUAUUAGUCAAGUUAAGAACAGAUAUGCCAGAGUUUGUAGAUUUUCCAAGAAUGGAUGAGAACGAAUUAUUAUUAUUCGCACUGGGCGUUUAUCAACUAAAACAUGCCAAAAGCUAUUACGGUGAGCACGUCCUUGACAAUGGAGCAUUCACAAUUGAGCUCAGCAAUGAGUUAUCAAAUGAAGACUUGGCGGAAUUGCAGGGCAAUGAUUUAUGGAUGAUAAGAGGCCGACUGCAAUCGCGGCAGAGAGAGACAGUAUUAUGUCUAUAUUAUAAUCGAUAG
Messenger RNA from Parnassius apollo (apollo), 468 nucleotides. NCBI's taxonomy places the organism in Eukaryota, Metazoa, Arthropoda, Insecta, Lepidoptera, Papilionidae. The record is from the annotation of a GenBank genome assembly.